This is a messenger RNA of Daphnia pulex (common water flea), 1941 nucleotides long. RefSeq lists its product as uncharacterized. The record is from RefSeq and is a predicted model, not a curated record. Bases 118 to 1881 code for a protein of 587 amino acids. Lineage: Eukaryota; Metazoa; Arthropoda; Branchiopoda; Diplostraca; Daphniidae. The transcript is spliced from 9 exons.
AGAAUUUUUUUAGCCAGCUGUUAGUCUGCUCCGUCAAUUUUUAUAUGCAAGGCUCGAAAGAGGAGGAUUGAAAAGGUAAAAUUGAAUAGAUUGAAACAGUAUUUUUCUGGAACAGGUAUGAGGAAAAAAGGCCUUUUCAAAGAAGUCAAUGAAAAGCAUUCAGCUGAAAACAUCCCAAAGAAAUCUAGAAGUAAUAAAAAAACAUUGCCUGCUCAUGUUAUUGAAGAAAACAAUGUUGAAGGAUUUAACAGCCAUGAGGAAAAUCGCUUAAAGUAUUUCAGAACCAUAAUGGAAGAUGAAAAUAAAAUAGCCUCAGAUGAAAGAAACCUGAAUAAAAAAUUAGUUAAAAGAGGAUUUCAACAACCAGAAAUCAGUCGGUACAUUAAAGAUGUCUCGUCUGACAAUUACAACACCAACAAGCACCGAAUGAUUCGAAUCAUGUUUCUUGCUAACCAGCUUGCCAGAGACGCCGGUGUUGAAUUACUCAUUUUUGGGUAUUUCCCAAAUGUUACUGUGGGAAGUUGUGCAGCAUGGGCAUUUGGUGAAGAGACUAAAAAUUUUGUAACGAAACCAACAGCCAAAUCUUUUCUUGAACAUUGGGAAAAUUUAUUUUCAUUAAAAGAAGAUAUACGUCAAAAUCCAGACAAGGCAAAUGUUGAUGUUGAAAAUGAAGAACCACACACUGAAAAUGUUGAGUUAAACAAAGAAAAAGAAGUUGUUGGUGUUCAUGUAUCACACAUUGGUUUAGAAGGUGAAAGUGUGGAGCCAACAAAUAUAGAGUCAGAAGCUGGUGGUGUGGAGUCAUCAAACAAAAAGUCCUUUGAACCUGAGCAAAAACAUUUUCCAUCACACUUGAUUCCAGGAACACAACAUCCGUCCAGUACUUUUACCGUUACACUGACACAAAGUGAAGAUGGCACAUAUUUACCACCACCACAUCUCAUUGAUCAACUAGAUGCCUGGGGAUUGGGUGCGUCACCAUCACCCAUAAUUAAUACACUUGCUCCACCAUCAUCCGGACAGCUGUUGCUUGAAAUUGCAACAGAAUCGACAUCCGAUCGAACAGGGGCUUCAAAUGUGGCUGCGUCUGAACUUCCAGUCCCAGUAAAUGGCUCAAAACGAACAGUUCCCGUACAGGGUCCAGCAACAACUCCAGUUGAGUUCGAUACAACACCGACGCCAUUUGGUACCACUACUCGAAUUACUUCGAGCGAAUCGCAGGUUUUUCCCUCUGGAUCAUCGUUAGGCUCAACUUCAGGAGAGAAUGCACAAACUAAAGGACAAGCUUCUCCAAAACGUUUGCCGGCUGAAUUAACAGCAAAGGCUGCUUCCAAUCCUUCGCUGCUCCAUCCUGUAACUUCGAGUGAAGCGCAGGUUCUGAUCACAGCGGUGAUUUCAGCUGCCAAUACUUCCAUUGGAAACCCAGUGUUGCGAUUUCAAGAAACCGGACAACCAGUUACAAAAAAUAAAGACUUAACUGCAGGAAAGAAGGUGCGCCAGAAAGAACAAGAGCCUCAAAAUCAUUUGCCGGUUGAAUUAACAGCGAUGACCGCUUCGAAUCUUUCGUCGUUCCCUCCUGUAACAUUGAGUAAAACGCAAGUUCUUAUCUCUUCUCCUAGUCCGCCGGUUUCAGUUGUCACUAUUCGCAGUGAAACACCCGAACUACCAACCCCUGAAACUGGACAAUGGGGAACGGAUAAUGGAGUAUUGGCGUCGUCGGAUUCUGCAUCCGCUUCGAUUUUCAAUCAACAAAAGCGGAAGAAGUGUGUCGAAAGUGAAACAAGUACGAAAAAGAAACGCGCUGUUUCAAAAAAUGUUGCCUCAACGAAACAGACACAGCGGAAGUCAACAAGAACAUCAAAAACAAAAUUGUUAAAUUGAGAUGGCUUAAAAUUUGUACAGUCAAUUAUUGUACACUGAAAUAAAGAACAAUUUCACCAA